Molecule: messenger RNA, 486 nt
Organism: Drosophila serrata
Lineage: Eukaryota; Metazoa; Arthropoda; Insecta; Diptera; Drosophilidae
Source: RefSeq, a predicted model, not a curated record
AUGUACAAGUUUUUGGUCAUCGCCGCUCUGAUUGCCUGCUCUGCAGCCAAGCCCGGUGUGGUGGCUCCCCUGGCCGCUGCUCCUUUGGCCUAUGCCAAUGCCCCGUUGUAUGCCGCCGGCGGCAGCAGCCAGGUGGAUGUCCGCAACAACUAUGACGGCACCCUCUCAUCCUACACUACAGCUCCGUUCGAGUUCACCGCUCCCUACUCCAGCCGCUAUGUGUCCGGCAUCCCAGCUGCUCCUGCUGUAGUGGCCAAGUAUGCAGCUGCUCCUCUAGCUGCUCCUCUGGCUGCUCCAGUUGCUGCUCCUCUGGCUGCUCCAGUUGCUGCUCCUCUGGCUGCUGCUCCCUACACCGCUGCUUAUGCCGCUCCUUAUGCUGCUCCCUAUGCCGCUGCCUACUCCGCCUAUCCCUAUGCCUCACAAUACCUGGCAUCGCCCUACACCGCUCCCUUCGCUGCCGCUGUUCCCGCUCCAGUGGUGGUCUAA